CUUGAUGCUUGGGCGACCCUAGGCAACAAAGCUGCUUCUAACGGUGCUGGUUAGAUUGCUGAGACCACAAGCGACGACACUUUAACGUUCCGACUGGUCCCGCUUGCUGACACAGCAAAGGGCCAACACACGGCUGCGGCACAUCGUCCGUUUCUAUGCACCAUCGCUGGAUGUAGGCGAUAUCUUUGACAAUACUUCGCAAAUAGGGGCACGCUCGCUGAUCUUUGCGAACCCACCGCCACCGUUUCGGGCGCGACUCUCAGGCGCUAAACUUCUAGCAUCUGAACUAGGAGAAUGGAUCAAUCAGCGCCGAAGAGCCCCACGGCGCGCAAGGGAAGUGAAUCACACAAAGGAAAGGGCCUCCUGAAAGAGCAGCUACAGCUGGCCAAGGUCAGACUCGCGGAUGGCCGCACGCGCUACAGCAUCAAGGCGAUUGAGGAGACCCUGUCCUUUGACAAGGGCUUCUACGUCUUUGUGAGGGCGCUGCAGAUGCUGAAAGCCAACAACACCGGCACGGUGGUGGUGGGUGUGGCGGGCCCGUCCGGCUCCGGAAAGACGGCGUUCAGUGAGAAGAUAAAGGGCCUCAUGCCGGGAGUGGCGAUUAUCAGCAUGGACAUGUACAACGACGGCACCAAGGUCAUCGAUGACAACUUUGAUGACCCCCGCCUGACCGACUACGACACACUGCUCCGCAACCUGACGGACCUGCGGGACGGCAAGGAGGUGCAGAUCCCCAUAUACGACUUCCGCACCAGCCGCCGUGUGGGCUACCGGGCCCAGCCGGUGCCGGAGGCGCGUGUGGUGCUGGUGGAGGGCAUAUACGCACUCAGCGAGCGCCUGAGGCCGCUCAUGGACCUGCGUGUGUCCAUCACCGGCGGCGUGCACUUUGACCUGGUGAAGCGCGUCAUGCGGGACAUCAGCCGCAGCGGCCAGGGCCCGGAGGAAAUCGUCCAGCAGAUCACCGACACGGUGUACCCCAUGUACAAGGCCUUCAUCGAGCCCGACCUACAGACCGCACACCUGCGCAUUGUCAACAGCUUCAACCCCUUCUCGGGCUUCAUGAACGCCACCUACAUCCUCAAGUCCAAAAAGGUGCCUGACAUUGACACCGUCAUCAAAGUGCUGGAGUCCCACGGCACGGUGACGCAGCGGCGCGAGGUGGACAUCUACGACAUCUACCUGCUGCCGCCCAACGAGGACCCCGAGACCUGCCAGUCCUGGCUGAGGAUGAGGAACAGGGACGGGCGGUACAGCCUCAUGUUCGAGGAGUGGGUGAGCGAGGGCCCCUUCAUCAUCAGCCCGCGCAUCAGCUUCGAGGUGGGCGUGCGCAUCCUGGGCGGCCCUCAUGCCGCAGCACCCGGAGCGGCAGCCGCCGCCGCAGCAGGCGAAGCCGGCGGCGCCGCGGCAGAGGCGCAGGCCGCGGCUCCGCCGCCGCCGCCGCCGGCUUCGCCGGCGGCGGCUGCCGCCGCGCCUGUGCGCGGCCCGGCUGCGGUGGCUGAGGAGCUGACAGUGAAGCUGGACGAUGUGGGGGGCCUGGGGCGGUUCGUGCAACUGCUGGGUCGUGACCGGGAGCGGGUGGCGGCUCUGGGCCGGGAGCUGGGGCUGGAGGGAAGCUACAUCCCGCGCUCCUACAUUGAGCAGGUCCAGCUGGAGCGGCUGACGCACCGGGAGACGAACCAGCAGCUGGCACAGCUGGCCGCCGCCACGUCAGCACUCGCCGCCAACGUCCAGGCCACACUGACGGCGGCCGCCGCCAACGGGCCCACCGCGCACACCUCAGCAGGUAGCGGCGGCGCCUCGGCGGUUGGCGGCGCCGGAAGUGGCAGCUGGGAGGGGUUCUUUGGCGGGAGCGGCAGUGGCGGCAUGUACGCGGCGGCGGGCGUGGCGGCAGUGGCGGUGGCGGCGGCGCUGGGCGCGGGGCUGGUGUUGGGGCGCGUGCUGAGCUCUAGAAGCUAGAGCGCAGUAGAGCGCGACGCUGACCGACUUGAGGAGUGCCCUGUGCGAGCGAGAGGGAGAGGGAGCGCUUUUGCCCUGUGUAAGGUGCUAAAGGUGCGUGUUAUUUGAUGUUACCGCGCGAUGCGCAUCCAUUGCAACUCGGAGUGCGGUAUGGUAUGGAUGGUGUGGAUCUGGAUCUGGUGACGCAGCGCAGCUUGCCACAUCAGCACUCGCCGGCAAUGUUUAGGACAGACUGCACACGAUUUGCGUGAAGUGACUUGAGCGAAAGCGAGGCAAAGGAGAGGGCUUGGUUCUGGUGGGAUGUAGGAACCCCGCUCGUUCAUGGUGGCGUGUUGGCAUGUUCCGAUGGUUUAUGCGGUUUCCUGUGACGCGGCCUCGCUAAGGUAGUUGCCCUCCAAGUAAUGUUUGUUGGGGUCGAGCCACCCCCAGGCCCCAACUGUAUAUUCUUCGAUGACCGCACGUCUCUGGCAUUAUUCAGACUUCCAGUCAAGGGCAGACUCUGGUUCCAACUCAACGUGAAAGCGCUGUGGGCAGCUUAAUACCGGGCCCCGUCCUGCGCGCUGCCUUUCCACCUGGGGCUAUUUCAGGCGUGCGUUGAUUGCCGCUUGGCCGGCGGCAGGUGGGACGACGCAGGCUGUGAGAACCAAUAUCGGUGGGAUAAAGAUAUCCCGGUAUGAAUCGUUAACGUAGUUAUUUGGACGGUUGGCUGUUGGCUACGGCCGUGUCGAACCAUAGGACCGUUACACAGGGGGUAAGAGGAGGUAACCCCAACAAAAUAGUUACGGUAACACAUGCACGUUACACAGGCACGGGGGUGGGGAUGGGGGAACCAGAGAUUGUGGGGAUGCAUGACCUACUUGCAUCAGAAUCACAAGAUAG
Chlamydomonas reinhardtii is the source of this 2835-nucleotide messenger RNA. RefSeq lists its product as uncharacterized. Gene Ontology annotation, molecular function: kinase activity; ATP binding. NCBI's taxonomy places the organism in Eukaryota, Viridiplantae, Chlorophyta, Chlorophyceae, Chlamydomonadales, Chlamydomonadaceae. Gene Ontology annotation, cellular component: cytoplasm. Bases 295 to 1956 code for a protein of 553 amino acids. The transcript has 16 exons. The record is from RefSeq and is a predicted model, not a curated record.